Rana temporaria (common frog) is the source of this 1494-nucleotide messenger RNA. Its product is annotated as platelet-derived growth factor receptor-like protein. The record is from RefSeq and is a predicted model, not a curated record. Lineage: Eukaryota; Metazoa; Chordata; Amphibia; Anura; Ranidae. Bases 101 to 1273 code for a protein of 390 amino acids. The transcript has 6 exons.
CCUCCCUGGCAGUGUGGAAUCCACUGAGCAUCCAUCACUGGUAGGACACACAACUCUCACACUGCACUGUGGAAUUUCCAGACUUCUCACUUCUGCAGCAAUGGAUUACAAGGUUCUGAUGAUUUUGCUGCCAACCCUUGUUCUGCUAGCUAAAUGUGAGAUCAAGACUAAACCAGAUAGAACUGCCGAGAAGAAAUUGGUUGGGGUAUCUACCAAAUCUACAACUAAGAAGCCUAAACAGGAUGCCAUAAAACGUCCACCAAAGGUCAAACCCCCAGCAUCUCCAACCCAGAACCAGGCAGGAGGGUCCAUUCUCUCCCAAGUCGUGCAGAGAGGAAAGUUCCAGCAGGUUGGUGAGACAAUUACUGUGAAGGCCGGCCAAACCUUGGAUCUUCGCUGCAAGGGAACCUCAGUCCGAUGGAACUACCCCUACUACCUGCAUGAGGAUGACGAGGGAAGACUCAAGGUUAAACACUUUGGCCGCUACAGUCAGCUCAUUGUGUUGAACACCACAGCAACAGAUACUGGUGAAUUCAGCUGUGGUGGGUAUCAGUGUACUGGUGAUGGCUGCCAUGACGGCGAGGAGAGGACUGGCAAGACUUUUGUGUUUGUCACAGAUCCCCAGGAGCUCUUUGUCCCAACUGAAGAUUAUUAUGUGGUUGUCCAGAUGCGUACAAGACAACCAGCUCUGCUGCCCUGCCAGGUCACCAACCCAUUGGCUAAAGUGACUUUGCAUCGAGAGUUCCCACCAGAGCAGAUCCCGGUGGAUGGGGUAAAGAUCGCCUUUGACCAGAAGAAGGGAAUCGUCAUAUAUCAACCACAGGUUUCUCUUGCCGGUUCUCUGUAUUGUAUUGCAGAGUUCGAAAACCUUCGCCAGAUGUCCACCAAGUAUAUGUUGAUCUACGUACACUAUCCAUCAGCUCCACCUAAACCUACAAUUGAAGCAUCGGUGAAGUCAUUUCGAGCUGGAGAGAACUUUGUUGUCACUUGCACUGUUCUGGGUGAUCUGGAAAUUGGCGUAGAUUUCACCUGGGCUUUUCCCGGGCAGAAGAUUGGUAGACCUCCUUAUGUCCGAGAGAGCACUACCCAGACCAGAAGAGGUGGCCAGUUGCUGCAAGAGUCCCAAAGUGUCUUGAGUAUUGACGAAUCUCGAACAGGGGAUGACGGCACCUAUACCUGCACUGCUCAGAACCUUCAGGGGAGCACCUCAGUGAGCACAAAAGUUUCUGUCCUCUCUGCUGCUGUCUCGGCCAGAGCCAGAAACCAAAGAUAAUACCACAGGUCUUGUUUUACAAAGGUGUAAGUCUGUAGACUAAUGAGCUCAUGGAACUUUGUGGACACCACAACCAUGUGACUGCAAAAUUAAAAAUAAUCCUUUGUGCAGUGUUGAAAAGACUGGUUUUUCAGCCUUAUAGUAUAUCAGUCCCUAAAGACAUGGCCUUGUAUUAGUUACAUACAGUAAGUGUAUUAAAGUGUACAUCCUAUAUGAAGUUA